Messenger RNA from Stylophora pistillata, 1595 nucleotides. RefSeq lists its product as uncharacterized. NCBI's taxonomy places the organism in Eukaryota, Metazoa, Cnidaria, Anthozoa, Scleractinia, Pocilloporidae. The record is from RefSeq and is a predicted model, not a curated record. Gene Ontology annotation, cellular component: guanyl-nucleotide exchange factor complex; neuronal cell body; dendrite. Gene Ontology annotation, molecular function: guanyl-nucleotide exchange factor activity. Gene Ontology annotation, biological process: regulation of dendrite morphogenesis; small GTPase-mediated signal transduction.
UUAUUUUUCCAUAUUCAUCCAGUGCAUUUCUUAAACUCGCGCGCGUACGGUAUCGGUGUUGGCAGGAAUCAGUCCCCCACCAAAGAACGCGAUAACAUGUUUGGCUUUAGCACCGGAAGUCCACGUGCCUCAGAGAUGUCAAGUUUGGGGGUGGGGCCUGUUUGUCGAGAACAAAAUAUGUACGUUAGUGAACCCAGUACAGAUGGCCUACUAGAGGAGCUAUUGGAGCAUGCACACGAGGUGUCCUUAUGGGUGGCAGUAGAGAUAUGUAGUGCGUCCUCCAUAAAGGCUCAACUCGCUCUGAUAACCAAAUUCGAGAAUACAGCCCGGUACUGUUGUGAGAUUCGUAACUACAGCACCUGUAUCCAGAUCGUCGACGCUCUGGAGAUGUUUGUGAUCCGUCAGUUACCGGCCUGGAGACAAGUCCCGACAAAGACGACUGAGACACUUGAAGAACUCAAGGCUGUUAAGGUUUUGUUGAAGACAGACAGCUCUUGGUUAAUGAAGAGUGAAGCGUCACGUGAGAAGCCCACAAUUCCUUGCUUCCUUUUGUUCGUGAUUCACGUGCAACAGCAGGAACUUGGAGGGUUUACUUUGCCAAACGACAUGUACAAAUGGACUAAAAUGAGGUCAACAGCCCGAUUAGUGGACCAGAUUCGAUUAUUCAAACAGAUGCCUUACGCCUUCCAAACGGAUGAUGAAGUGAAGGAGAGACUCAAACAGCGUAUACAGGAGUGUAAAAGUGAAAACCUUCAUGCCCUUGCGUCUGAAAACGCUAGUAACUUUCACUUAUCCUCCUCGCAAGGUUCCAAAAAAUUCCACGAUGCCUUUAGGAAGAUGAAAGCUACUUUUGGUGGUCAUAAUUGAAGAUGUCUUCAACACGGUCAUCUCGCUGUCACGAUUAGCUGUCUUUUCAUAUCAGACGUUAUUUAAUUGUUGAGUUAGUUCUGAUGAAUCACAAUGACCUCCAAGAUUAAUAAUUGAGAGGGAGGGGAGGGAGAGUCUAAUAUUGAUAACUGAGAGGGAGGGGAGGGGGAGUCCAAUAUUGAUAACUGAGAGGGAGGGGAGGGGGAGUCCAAUAUUAAUAACUGAGAGGGAGGGGAGGAGGAGUGUUUAGAUUUUUUAAGAGUUAAUAGUUUGUAAAGCGUUAAAUUGUGGAAAACGCGAACCAGUUUGUCAGUGAUCGUAAAUAAAUACUAUACUUUCACAUGCGAUUACGCAGAUUUUGGUUCUUCUUAAGAAAGAAGUACAGUGGGCACAUUUAUUUGAAGCUGUGAGUCUGCUAAGAUGAGUUUUCUUAAUUUGCAGAACGUGUUAUUUCACAUCCCGGAGUAACUUAUUUGUAUUUUAUUAAAUGUUCGUCUUGGAGAUUGUAUAUUUGUAGAAAUAGGAUCUUUUUGUAUCAUAUUCUAUUUAGAGUUGUUUGAUGAAAACCCAAACGCGGGAAUUCUUGGAGCUAUAUUGUAUUAUUCAGAUUAGUAUAUUUAUUUAUUGCUUGUGACCACUGUCGGUUUCUCCGAUAGCACAGGAUAUUAAAAAAAUUAUUUCAAUUAAGGAGAAAAUGAAAAACUGAAUAAAUUGAGGUUUGACUUUCA